GGGUAGGCAGCUAAGCUGCACUCCAGUAGCAUCAAGACUUGAAUACAAUGGGAGGCCACAAAGUUGGGAGACCACCCUUCCUGAAUAUUGUGUAUGAAGCAAAUGGCACCUUUGCCGUCAAUCUUUUAAAGAUGUUAUGUAAUAACAACCCUUCCAAAAAUGUAUGCUAUUCUCCCAUCAACAUCUCCUCUGCUCUAGCUAUGGUCCUCUUGGGAGUGAAAGGAAACACCAAAAUCCAGAUAUCUGAGGCAAUAGGCUUAAACACAGCGAUAGACAUUCAUCAGAGGUUCCUGUGGAUUCUCAAUAUCCUGAAGAAGCCAACCAGAAAGUAUACCUUCAGAAUGGCCAAUAGGCUCUUUGCAGAGAACACUUGUGAAUUCCUCCCAACAUUUAAGGAGUCCUGUCUUCAGUUCUAUCACUGGGAGAUGGCGCAGCUCCCCUUCACCAAGGCUCCAGAGGAGGCCAGGAAUCACAUAAACACAUGGGUCUGCAAAAAUACCAAAGGGAAAAUUCCAGAAUUGUUGUCAAGUGGCUCAGUUGAUUCAGAGACCAGGCUUGUACUUGUCAAUGCCUUAUAUUUCAAAGGAAGGUGGCAUCACCAGUUUGACAUAAAGUCCACCAGGAAAAUGUCCUUUAAAAUAAACAAGGAUGAGAAAAGACCAGUGCAGAUGAUGUUUCAGGAAGACAUGUUUAAGCUCGCCUACGUGAAUGAGGUGCAGGUUCAAGUGCUGGUGCUGCCCUAUAAGGGCAAGGAGCUGAGCUUGGUGGUCCUGCUCCCGGAUGAUGGUGUGGAACUCAGCAAGGUGGAAGACAAUCUCACUUUUGAGAAGUUAACAGCUUGGACCAAACCAGACUAUUUGAAAACCACUAAAGUUUUGGUUUUCCUUCCAAAAUUUAAACUGGAAGAUUAUUAUGACAUGGAGUCCAUCUUUCAAGACUUGGGAGUAGGGGAUAUUUUCCAAGGGGGCAAGGCUGACUUAUCAGAAAUGUCUCCAGAGAGAAGCCUGUGUGUGUCCAAGUUCAUUCAAAAGUGUGUUGUGGAAGUUAAUGAAGAAGGCACAGAAGCUACAGCAGCCACAGCUGAUGAUACUGUAUGUUCAGCUGAAACUCAUGAUGGCCAAACUUUCUGUGCUGACCACCCUUUCCUUUUCUUUAUCAGGCACAACAAAACCAACAGCAUCCUGUUCUGUGGCAGGUUCUCAUUUCCAUAAAGACAUAUUUACUAUGUGAAGGAGAGUUCUCUAUUCAGCAUAUUAACACUCCUAUAGCUCUGUGAGAAUGGAUAAGUAGGGGCAAAACACCUUCCACAAUAAGGGCACUUUCUUGUUUGGACCCUAGUCUAUUGACACCCACAUUUAUCUGUCCCUACCCUGACACUCAUCUGUGCCCUUUGGUAAGCCAGAGUUGCUUAGUUUCGUGUUGUGUUUAGAAUCCAAAGAUAUUCUACAAGAUAGCCUACAAAGUUCUCUAAGGCAAUCCUGAAUAAAUGUCAGACUCACUGCACAAACUAUGCCAACUAUAUACACUGCUUUCCUGGCAUAUCAAUCUUGCCAUAUCUUGCCUUACCUUGAUUACAUCCUAGUAAAUGCUUCCGUGAACAAUGACUGCUACUGAAGUUUUCUUGGUAACUAGUCUCUAAUGUAAAAUUUCCAUUUAUAUUCUUUGCUGUUCACUACCCAUCAGGUAUGUGCCUAACACUGUGUCAGGCUUGCAAACAGGUACAGACAGUAUGAACUUCUAACAACUGAUCUUUACUAUCUCCUUUCAACUUAUCCAGCUGUUAUGAAAACUAGUUUGGACUACCAUGUUCUCCAUGCUUUAGUUGAGUAUUUGAUUUCUCUACCAUGCAAUGUAAUUGCUAAAUUGUAUACUCUUCAAAUUUCAUUUCAAAAUAUAUUUUGUUUUCUCACUGUCA
Mus caroli (Ryukyu mouse) is the source of this 1915-nucleotide messenger RNA. RefSeq names its product serpin B9-like. Gene Ontology annotation, molecular function: serine-type endopeptidase inhibitor activity. The record is from RefSeq and is a predicted model, not a curated record. Gene Ontology annotation, biological process: negative regulation of endopeptidase activity. Gene Ontology annotation, cellular component: cytoplasm. Lineage: Eukaryota; Metazoa; Chordata; Mammalia; Rodentia; Muridae.